UUUUUUUUAAUUUGCUUGUUUAAAUUCAGUCGGACCAUAGAAGAAUGAUUAGUUUGGAUCACGUCGUAAGUAAUAAACUGCAGCAAUGGAAUUGAGAUUGAAAGAUUUGUCAAUUGGAGAUCAUCUGAUGAACGAAUAUGCCUUGGCUCACCCUGUCUCGUGCGUGACAUGCAACGGAUACUAUGGUCCCAAUUACGGCCAACCUCUCUGCACCACCUGCCAUUUGUUCCUAUAUCCACAAUUCAAUCUUGCCACUGAAGUUCAUACGAGUGAAAAAUCAGACUCAUAUGAUUCUGGGAACGAGGAGCCAACAACGGAAUCUGAUUUCUACCCAGCGCAAUGGGAUUCAACAUCUGUGAUAUUUUCGACCAAUUACAACGGUAACAGCAGCAACAAUAACUUGCACAAUUCUAACCAAUUAGAAGAAAGGUUGCACAACUUAUCAAAUGCACGUAACUUUUCACUUGAAACUACGCCACCUGGUCUUGUCGACUCCUUACCAACUGAAGUUUUGUUUGAAGUGUUUGCUUAUUUGGAUGACAUAGCUCUGUGGAAUGCCCGAAGCGUCUGCAAAAGAUGGCAGGAAAUUAUUGAUGAUGAUGUCACAGAAGAGAAGUGGAUGAACAUGGUGCACAGGAGAUGGCCAUUGUUCAAAGCAAAACAUAAAAUUAAUAGCUGGAAGAACGUUUAUUCGAAGCUAUUUCAAGGGACCACCUGCUUAUACUGCUUAGAUGGCCAUAUUCCCAAGUCAUUGCCAACUCCAUCUGGUCUGUCAUUUCGUUACUCUCGCCUGGUACAGGAGAGAAAAAAUCUUCGUGCGGAUCCUUUGGAUGGCAUUGACGUUCAACCUCUUGACCACCUUUACUUCAACUGGCAGGCUUCAAUUGCGGGUCCUCGUGGAAGUCCCUAUGAGGGGGGCAUUUUUUUCCUGCACCUUCAAAUACCACCCAGCUAUCCGUUGAAGCCCCCUUACGUUCACUUUUUAACAAAAAUAUUUCACCCCAAUAUAAGUUGUCAUGGUGACGUGGGGUUGGACUCACUCCACGACAACUGGAGCUUAGCAUUAACAAUCGUAAAGGUCUUAAUCAGUAUUCAAUCACUUCUCACUGAUCCAUAUUCUUUCGUUUGCAUGGAGCCGAAAAUUGGAAAGUUGUACAGACAAGAUUUUUUAACUUUUGAUAAAAUUGCCAGGUUGUGGACUAGAAAAUAUGCCACCUAUUAAGUUUUAGAGUGUGCAUAGUCGUGUUUUUGUAAUUGUUUUGUGUGUGUGUGUGUGCUGCGCGUUGCAUGUUUAUCGGUUCCUGCUUUUCGGUGAUUUAUAAUUUCCUAUUUUCGUGUAUAUGAUAUGAAAUUAUCUUAAAAUAGUUUGCUAUCUAAAGUAACGAAUGAUGAAUAUUAUUUUUGCUAGUCACAAUAUUUUUGCAUUGAAUUGAUGAAUUGUCUGAUUGAUGAUUGAUUUUGCCGCCGUUGCUUGUAAAUUAUUUUGGUCGAUAAAUUUAUUUCAAAUUUUUUGUGUAUUUUAUAUAUAAUUUUAUGGAAUACUUUAUUUUAACAAAAGACUAACAACGUCUGAUACGUUUUUUUAUUGAAACUUCUAAACCACUUGAUGUACAAGUUCAACUUUUGUAAAAUUUUCUAAUAAAUCGUGAAUAUAUCCAUUCAAAUAUCCUGGCGGUGGUCCGUGCACGGCUUGCAUUGUUUCAUCUCGGAAUAUUACACUUUUUAUAAGGGAUUUGAUACCUUUUAACCUAACUAUAAUACUGUUGAAAUCGUUAAUGUGGGCUCCAAUGGCGAUCGAAUCUUUAUCUUCUAUAAUUAAGCCCACGGGAAACAUGAAACCUUCGUCAAUAAAUCGUUUUCGUAUCAUUGGAGACAUCUUGAAAAGUUUCUUGUGCAAUAGUAUUGGGUCACUAACGUAGACAACUCGGUACGGGUUGACUCUGAUGAUGACGAUUUGUGCUGUGUAAAAGCGGUGAUUAUUUUUAUCUUUGUACAUGGUUGUGUGGGAUAUGCUUGCGUAGUAUGGAUAUUCGUACAAAACGAAUGGCGUGCCUCCUCGAAGAUGCGAAUGAGCGUCACUGAAUAUGAAACCACUUGGCCCACUUUCCCUGUGUACGAACCUGCAGUGGCCAUCUAAAUCGCAUUUUAAAACGCGCAGUGGGUCCAAAUUGUGAACGAAAAAAAGUUCAUCGUCGAUCACCAGCGCCAUCCAGUGUUUGUCGCGUGGCAUGUCGUUUUUUUCAGUUGCAUUUAUCAUUGGAGAACCUCCAAGUAUCUCCGGAACUAUCGGUAAAUUUUUUUCUAAAUCCCACAAAACUGUGUAGUCCAUCGUGUUAUCCUGUCCGAAAGCCAUUGCGGUGUUGAAGGAGAUGAACAGUCUGUUCUUACAUUUAAACAAACGGGGUUCAAUGGGCCCGUCACCUACCCACCAUUGUUUGGGAGUGGGUAUUCCUAAUAUUGUUCCAUUGGAAACCGGACGCAUCUUCGAAUCAAACCUCUGUGAGAACAACCAGUUGUCUGCAAACUGAUUGGCUGGCCAAUUUUUCUUGUCUUCAUACUUUUCUCUAUCUAGCCAAAUUCUUGAAACUAACACUAUUUCGUUGUUGUGCCAUAGUAUAGCGGGACUGUUGGCAUAAUAGAUGUUGCCUCGAGCUGGAUCGAGGAACCUUCUGGAUGCUUCGUAUUCCAGUUGUGGAGAAAACGAGUGAAUCAAACAUGAUGUAACUUUGUGUUUGUGUUGUUCAUAUUUUCCUCGCUCAUUGAACAUCGAUCCACCAAUAUCAAACGUUCGACAAAACCUUUCUUUCAAAUUUAUCUUUUUAAAUUUUUCAUUUUUGUGAAUCUUUGAUAUGAGAUGACUUUUUGUACCUUUAAACAACCGAUCACGAUCUCGGUUGUGAUGAAUUAAAACUAAGUGAUUUUUAUUGUGUAAAUAAAAUAUUUUUAAAAUUAAGUAAAAAAAGAAUAACAGAAAACAAAAAACAAGAACUUUCGUAACAUAUUUUGAACGAAAUUUAACCAUUUUAAUUAAUUCCAAUGUUAGA
Molecule: messenger RNA, 3044 nt
Organism: Helobdella robusta
Lineage: Eukaryota; Metazoa; Annelida; Clitellata; Rhynchobdellida; Glossiphoniidae
Exons: 7
Coding region: 86-1222 (378 amino acids)
Molecular function (GO): protein binding
Source: RefSeq, a predicted model, not a curated record